ACAAAAAAAAACGUAUGAUGGCACUUCUCUUUUGGCCGGUUUUCGAAGUGUCUCUUAAGACACUCUUUUUUUUUUAAUUUUUAUUUGACUUUAACAGAAACAUUUCUGAUCUAUAAACUUCAUUACCCAUUUUUUGUAGUGUAUCGCUUCUGUAAACAAUGUAUGAUCCUAACCCCUAAAAACAACAUACAAAAAAAUUGAAGAAAAACUAAAACCUAGUACUCAGAGACAUCUGCCAUAGAGUUUUUGGGAUUAUAGUCUUCGAUAAAUGGAUUUAGAACCUGAAAAAGAACAGACUUCUGAGACAUCUUCAUCUAUUGAAAAAUCAGCAAAAAAUAGUCACUGUUUAUAUGUGAAUUCUAAACAACGCGGAAAUCCAUUACUUAAAUUUAUUAGCAAUAUACCAUGGGAAUACAGUGAUAUUGUUCCUGACUAUGAAAUGGGAAAAUCAACUUGUGCUUUAUUUCUAUCUCUGAGAUAUCACAAUUUAAAUCCUGACUAUAUCCAUCAAAGAUUGAAGCAAUUAGGACAUGCAUAUAUGUUGAGAGUUUUGUUAGUUCAGGUGGAUAUUAAGGAUCCCCACUAUAUUCUAAAAAAAUUGACUAGAAUAUGUAUAUUAGCAGAUUUAACCUUAAUACUGGCUUGGAGCGCAGAGGAAGCAGGCAAAAUUAUAGAAACAUACAAGAUCUAUGAAAAUAAACCCCCAGAUAAUAUAAUGGGAAAGAGUGAAUCUACUCCAUAUUUAAAGCUUUUAAAUGCAUUAACUUCAAUUAAGCCUAUCAACAAAACAGAUGCCAGGAAUCUAAUAAGUAGAUUUAAGACCUUGGAAGGAAUUAUUAAAGCAACUGAGCAACAGUUGUCCGAAUGCCCUGGACUGGGGACGCGGAAGGCAAAAAAGCUUUAUAGUGUUUUUAGAGAAAAUUUUUUAAAGUAG
Molecule: messenger RNA, 934 nt
Organism: Cylas formicarius (sweet potato weevil)
Lineage: Eukaryota; Metazoa; Arthropoda; Insecta; Coleoptera; Brentidae
Gene: Ercc1
Product: DNA excision repair protein ERCC-1
Exons: 4
Coding region: 269-934 (221 amino acids)
Biological process (GO): nucleotide-excision repair; meiotic mismatch repair; UV-damage excision repair
Cellular component (GO): nucleotide-excision repair factor 1 complex; ERCC4-ERCC1 complex; nucleus
Molecular function (GO): damaged DNA binding; single-stranded DNA binding
Source: RefSeq, a predicted model, not a curated record